Molecule: messenger RNA, 994 nt
Organism: Populus nigra (black poplar)
Lineage: Eukaryota; Viridiplantae; Streptophyta; Magnoliopsida; Malpighiales; Salicaceae
Product: tubulin-folding cofactor B
Exons: 8
Coding region: 55-786 (243 amino acids)
Biological process (GO): tubulin complex assembly; post-chaperonin tubulin folding pathway; cytoplasmic microtubule organization
Cellular component (GO): microtubule plus-end; cytoplasm; nucleus
Molecular function (GO): microtubule plus-end binding; alpha-tubulin binding
Source: RefSeq, a predicted model, not a curated record
AGCAAAAGAGGGCGGUGUUGCUAUCGUUUUGCAACGAACUCUCAAAUCUCUCUAAUGGCAUCAUCACGCUUCCAGAUUCAACCUGACGAGGCAGUCCUCUUACGAGUCACUCACUCCAAUAUCAAGUCUUUCUCUGCUGAAAUUCGCUUCUCACUUCAGUCUUCAGUGGAAGCUGUUAAAGAUAAGCUAUGGAGAAAAUGUGGGACUUCAGUGAAUUCAAUGCAACUUGAGCUUUAUGAUGAUGCAAACUCAAAAGUCUCUAAUUUAACUGAUGAUUCUAGACCUCUUGGUUUCUACUCUCCUUUUGAUGGGUAUCGGUUGCAUAUAAUAGAUCUGGAUCCUUCAUCAGUAACAGCUGGUGGGUGGCUGGAAGAUAUUUCAUCAGUGGAGAAAUAUUCAAUUUCUGAAGAAGCUUAUGAUAAACGUGAUGGCACUUUUAGAAAAUUUAAAGAAAAAAUGGCAGCCCAAAAUCCUUCAGCUUUUGCGCCUAAGAUAACAGAUGACUACAUGGAAGACCUAUGUGCAAAUAUCAAGGUGGGUGAUAGAUGUGAAAUUGAUCCAGGGGAGAAAAGAGGGGUUGUCAAAUAUGUUGGUCGAGCGGAAUCUCUCGCACCAGGUUUUUGGGUAGGAGUUCAGUUUGACGAACCAUUCGGAAAACAUGAUGGCAUGGUAAAAGGAGUGCGCUACUUUGACUCUCCUCCACUUCAUGGCGCUAUGAUUAGGCCAGACAAAGUAAAGGUUGGUGACUAUCCAGAAAGAGAUCCUUUCGAAGAGGAAGAAAUAUAACCCCUUUGGAGAAGCGAGAAUUAUCCCUCGAACUUUUAUCUUCAACGUAAUCGAUUUGUUUUUGGUUUGAAGAAUGUAAACACAUACAGUUAUUCAGGUAACUCUGAGAGCUUGAUUGUACAACAAAGAGCAGGUUACUAUGCUUCCUCGGUUGGUAGGAAGUGAAGAUAUCUUAUAACUGAUGGAAAAUAGAUCAAUUUCUGAAAUA